Messenger RNA from Pocillopora meandrina, 338 nucleotides. NCBI's taxonomy places the organism in Eukaryota, Metazoa, Cnidaria, Anthozoa, Scleractinia, Pocilloporidae. The record is from the annotation of a GenBank genome assembly.
AUGUUCAAGUGUGUGGAACGAGGAUUUUCUCUCAAAUUCCCUUCCAAUAUUUUGAUUGUGGUCCCUACAAGUUGUGGAAAAACCACCUUUAUCCAUCACCUGCUUUUAGAAAAUUUAGAUGUCUUUGACGAAAGACCGCCCGCAUGCACUACUGUUAUGGAUCCUGGCAAAAUAAGUUUGAUGACAUGCAACACUAUGGCAUAGAAUUUUUUAAAGGAGUGCCUACCCACGACGAUUUAACAACAUGGUUUGGAGAUAAACGAGGGGGUAUUCUUGUCCUGGAUGAUAUCAUGUCGGAGGGAGAUGACAAAGAAUUACUUAAGAACAAGUCUCUGUAA